Messenger RNA from Zootermopsis nevadensis, 950 nucleotides. The record is from RefSeq and is a predicted model, not a curated record. NCBI's taxonomy places the organism in Eukaryota, Metazoa, Arthropoda, Insecta, Blattodea, Termopsidae.
CAGGUUAUUGUCUAUUUCGCUGCUUCGUUAUAUAACACAAGUUCUAAUAUCGUGUUUUUAAACCUAGUCCUUCAUGCAACAGCGAAAUUCAAGGUAGUGGAGUCUUCGUUCUUAAGUAUGGGAGAAAUGAUGUCUGCAAAUAAAGAUGAAGAUGACAAACUUGAACAGAUCACAGCAACACUUGAAUGUCAUAGCGGAAAAGAAACUCUUGUUGAUGAGGAUUUUGUUAAAUAUAACCAAUUACAAUCCAGAACAUCUGUAACUGACCCUAACAAUUACCCUGUUGGAAAUGAUCUUCAGCUUUGUUUAGACGGAGUAUUUAAUUCUGAAUGUUCUGGAAUAGAAGAUUUCCUUGUGGAAUGUAUUAAACAACACCAAGACGCAAUCGACUUCACGCGUCAUUUGAAUCAUAUUGUAAGCCCUUGGAUUGCUUUCGCACUUCUAAUUCACCAGCUGCUUCUAGUGGCCGAGGUGUUCCAAUUAGCAACGAUUCUCCGGCGGGCAUACUCCUACUACGCUGUUCUCAGGAAGAUGAAGGAACCUUGAGUUUUAUCAGUGGUCUAAAUUACAACCAUGCAUAUUUGUGAUCAGUUUAUGAAACUUUCACGGUGAUACUUUAUGUUUUGAAAGUUUGCUUUAAUAGAUUUUCAGUUUUUUCACCAGUAAAUUAAUUUCUUGUGUUGAAUUUCAACAUUAUUAAUAACUGUGGCUGACUUCUACAUUAUCAUACAUCAUUUAUACAUUUAAAUAGAAUUUAAUGUAUAUUUUGGGUUUAUUUCAUUGUGGCAACUUUGAAGAUUGUAUUUAAAAGUUUGAAAUUUUUAUUUAGAAACUACAUCCUGUACUAAUAUCGUUUUUCAGUAUUAUAAAUCUGUGUUUCAGCAAAUGUUUUAUAUUGGUUUGUUGCAGAGUUAUUUCAGAUCAUCAGAUUACUUGGAAAUCUUUAAACA